GCGGUGCAUAGCUUAUAUAGGCACAGAUUGAAGGAAGUAGACGUGAUUAAAUGAAUACCUAGCGAUAUUCCGGAAGCAAUAUUACGCCGUGAGGCCCACGAUAUUCCAAGUCGCAUAGACGUCGGUCGUAGACGUAUACGCUUCGAUCGUGAACGUGUGAUCACAACAUCAUUACAUCACGUUCCUCACAUGACACAUGUUCCUCACGUUACGAAUUUAAUCGCAGUAUUUAUCAACAAGCCGUAACUUAUCUGUACUGCUUUAACAUGCCGUGGAGGCUAUCAUGGAGUUAACGAACUUCUCGCGGGAUUCCUUCAUAUUUGAUGUGAACAUGGCCGCGAAAUAAGGACUGCACCCACUUAAAGCGGAUCAGUGGCAGGGAAUCCACGGCGACGCGGUCUCCGUGCUUUCACAAACACAUCAGGCUUGUCUAUAUCUUAUCCCACGCUGUUGAUAACGGAACAAAUCUACCGUUGUCAGGCACUUGUACACACGGCUCCUUAUCCGCCCAGCUAAAAUGCUCUUCAGCUAAAAUGCUCUUCUACGAAGAUACGGGACGAUCGUUGUAUGCAUGGAACGCUGUGGACGUGGAGAUUGACGGUCGGUUGCGGCACGGCUACGUGGUCGGCCUGGAAGAGACCGAGAGCGCUUCCCCUCGUCUGCUGGUGGAUUUGGGAUGCCCGACACAGGAGGCGGUGCUGGUGGAAUACGGGAAGGUAUGGGACUGCUCCCGCCAUGUAUCCAGCAACGCUAGCGAGGGAGCUGUUGUGGAAGUGCUGCUGUAUGACGGCCCGCACUGGACAUGGUAUCCCGGAAUCAUACUGAUUGCGCGCUUUGACGAGCUGCAUGAGAUGGCGCUGGUGGAGGUGCUGGUGGACGAGCAGCGGCGUCGCGAACUGCUUCCCACCAAUCAGAUUCGCGAUGCGGCCGAUGCCUGGGGGCAAACAGCCAGGUCGGGACUUCUUGGGGCGGGCGAGUUCGUCAUGCAGGCGUGUAACGUGCCCAACGGCUACUGGGCUAUGGAGCCGUCUGCGGCGGCAUUCCUGCUUAAACAAGUGGAGAGCCGGUGCAACCUGCGAAUUGUCACGGUUCUUAGUUGGACGAUGCACUAUCUGCGGAGGCACGGGGACUUGCCCUUAAGUGACCAGGUUCUGGCGACCGCGUUCGAGGACCAGAGGAGCAAGCACGAUUUUGGCUGGCAAACUGAAUUCCUUGAUGAAAACGAAGAGCUGGAUGUUGAGCGGAAGCGUAGGAUGCCGUUAAGCCAGUUGAACGUCGGUGAAAAAGACAGAUUAACGUUGCCGUUGGCAGUGCUGAAAGAGAUCUUCCACUCACUGGACACCAUUGACCGUGUGCGCUUCCGCCGCACCUGUCCGCUGUGGGCAGACAUUCUUAUUAAGCCGGAGAUAUGCAGCGAGGUGAUCCUCCCGCGGCCGCAGUACAGCUUUUGGGAUAAUUACGUCCUGUACACCGGCCUCGCCAAGCACGUCACACCCGCCACACGCACCAUCUGCAUCCGCGAAAGCGGCAUGUAUUCUAAUGACGUGUUCGAUGCUGUGCAGCGUCUCUUGCAGGACGCCGGCAUCCGCCUUGCCCGUUGCAUCGUGCACCGGCGAUCGCUCGCGUACAAAGAGUCAACAUUUACUCGAUGGAAAUUCGCCUUGUUUACCGACAAAGUCGCGGAGCCACGGUUCCGGCUGGAGUCCUGCUGCGAUCGUGUGAUUUUCAAAGAUCUGGCCGUUGUCGUGCAAAACAAGUGGGAGGCGCCCCUCUUAGAGUUCCGCGUUCCCCUGAUCGUCUUCACCCGGGGAGCGGUCGAUGAGGCGGACGUUGUGGACCUGUUCGAGAAGCAUCUGCACUAUGAGGGGCCGCCGGUGGAUGUGCAGCAAGUAGCCCAUUUCAUGGGCAAUCGGAUCAUCACUGCAGAGGGAGCGACGAUCGUAAAGAAGAUUCUGCGGAACUACCAAUCCAGCGAUCCGCGUCCGUCGGCACAGUAUCGGGAACACCGGUGGUGUGUGUACAAUGUGGCCGGCGUGGACGUGGGCCGGCUGAAUCGAUUCAGUCUGUGUGUCUUAUGGCGCUACACGCAGUACUGGUCCGCAUACGAGAGCGCACACCCUGUGCAACUGGCACCCAGCGACCCGGAGUCCGAGUCCGAUGAGUAGAAAGCGCACUUUGUUGAAUUUUGCUUAGACGUUUACCGACAAUGUUGAUUGUUAAUCAUGGUAGGCAGAACGGUAUCUGUAUGACCUCAUGUAGCUGUAGCGGUUGAGAUCUUCAUGGUCACGACGCCGCCUUGCUUAAUAGCUAUUCGUGUUUGUUUUCGCCACGCGUUUUUUCGUGUUUUCGUUCUUAUUUUACAUGCAUUUUCAUCGAUCUACAACACAGCCACGUGACAA
Paramacrobiotus metropolitanus is the source of this 2399-nucleotide messenger RNA. RefSeq lists its product as uncharacterized. Gene Ontology annotation, molecular function: protein binding. NCBI's taxonomy places the organism in Eukaryota, Metazoa, Tardigrada, Eutardigrada, Parachela, Macrobiotidae. The transcript has 4 exons. The record is from RefSeq and is a predicted model, not a curated record. The coding region runs from base 534 to 2165 and encodes 543 amino acids.